AUGGACUAUUCAGGAGAAGUCGGAGAAUUCGAUAUUUCAGACUACCUGCAAUCGGAUAUGCCCGUCAGACAAUUUGAUGACACUUUAGCAAAACUUGAAUGCGAUCCGUAUUCAUCGUUGAUUAGCAAUAAUUCUGCUAGCAUGGAUGAAAUCAAGCCAGUCAACGAUAAUAAGAAAGCGGCUAUCAUAAGUCAGUUAAGAGAACAGGAACAAUUGAAGCAGAAACAACUUGAACAGCAAAGGCAGCUAGACGAAUUGAGGCAACAACAGAAAUUAUUACAAGAUCAACUUCAAAAAAGUCAAACAGGUGUUGGUACCCUGCCGAGUGUUGUAACACUAAGCAUGCAAGCACCAAUACUUCCUAAUGCGACAUCCGCUUAUACACAUAGUACGCCGAUAGUGGGAACGACUCAACAACCACAGAUUGUGUUGGCUCCGCAAGUCAAGCCUGAGGUAGCUUCUACCAAGCCUUCGGCUGUCAGCGUUGCAUUCACCUCCGGUUCUGUAAGUUAUACCAAUCUUGUAAACACAAGUGGCGUACCGACAGUUAUCGGAAGAUCAAAUGGAAAUUUGGAUAGUGAAAAAGUUCCCAUCAACAGGAUUUUAAAUAGCAGUUCUACACCAGUUCAGAACGUCAGCAAAAGUGAGCGAAGAUCGGCUCACAACGCUAUUGAACGACGCUACCGUACUAGUAUCAAUGAUCGUAUCAUAGAACUGAAAGAUUUGCUUGUUGGUCCAGACACUAAGAUGAACAAGGCUGGUAUUUUACGAAAAGCUAUAGAAUACAUUCGAUAUAUACAAGACGUUAACAAAAGACUUGAAAAAGAAAAUAUAGCACUUAAAGAAGGUAAAUCAGAAUCGCUUGCAAAAUUACCUCAAAUGCAAAGUGGAAAUAGCAAUUCUUACCAACAGCCUACACCACCAAUUUCGUCUGACGAUGAAAGCAAUCUUACUCCCAGCCCUACAAGUAGCAGCGCUGAUAGCGAAGAUUUAAAGAUGAAGAUUGAUAUUCCGAGAGGAAUCCAUGACAGCACCCGAGUUGGUUUAUGUGUGUUUUUGUUUACUUUUUUAUUAUUUAACCCUUUCAAUAUGGCUUCACUUCAACAAAAUGGCACUCCGGAUGAUGCUAUGUCUCCUCGCGUUGGUGGUCGUAUCUUACAAAGUGAGGAAAGUAUCGAACCUGUUACUGAUAUGAUGAAUGCAGCUUUUGGUUGGAGUUUCCGCAUCGUCAUGGCAAUCGCAUGUAUACUCUAUAUAUUUGCUUUCGGCGAACCGGUUUCUAGACCAAAUUCUAAAUCGGCAGUGCAUUAUUCUCGUAAUUUUCAUCAAGCAGAUAUCGAUCUUAAGAAGGGAGAUUAUACAUCAGCUGUUCGUCAUCUACGUAUGAGUUUGCGAUCUUUAGGACGUUCACAACCCAUGUCAACUUUCGACUUGAUCUCAAGUUUAAUAUGGCAAAUUUUUUUUCAAGUUCUAAAUUUAUUCUGGAUUGGUCGGUGGUUGUCGCUUUUACCAGGUUUCGGUUUGAAUUUUAGGAAAGAAAGUAGGAAAAAUGACGAUGCGCGCUCUUCAGCAAAGAAUGCUGCUUUAGCUUAUCAUCGACUAAACCAACUAACACUUACCGGUCACAAUCCUGUAUCAAAUUUAUCAGCUAUCAAUUGUGCACUAACGGCAGUAAAUCUGAGUGAAUUAGCAUGUGAUAAAUUAUCCAAGGAAGACAAGGUCGACAUUUUGGUAUCAACAGCGUUUGCUUUGAAAAGACACCUAUUUAGACCGUUAGAUGUCUCUUCUCGAUUAUACCUCAGCAUUUCUCGCAAAAUAUGUCAGCUACAUCCUGAUAGAGCUUUGUCAGGCUAUCAGUGGUUGUUUGAUCCACGUGGACAUAAAUUUUUCACGUCUGGCAAUUGGUCGAGCAAAGAGGAAGACAGCAUCUGGUCACUCGUAGAAAAUAGCUAUAACCCAAACACUCACUUCAAGAGGUGUUUCAGAGAACACUUACUGCAGCAUUCGUUAGAAGCCCUUUUAGUUCCUGGCGCAAUGGAUGAUAAAGACCGCAGGGUUACAAUUGCUGAUACAAUUAAUUGCUUACGUUUACUGCGUGAGCAGGCGGAAUUAUCGGGAAAUAUUCCCGAAAAUGUUACGAUAGGUGACGCUGCAGCUAAAGCUCUUAGUAGCGAUGUAGUUGCAAAAUGGUGGUCUUCUGUUGGCUUGGUCUGGGCGCAUUGGUUGAAAGGUGAUAAUAAUUCUGCUAACAAUUACUUUAAGGAAGUGGAAGAAAUGCCUGAACUAAUGAAGCAGCUAAAGGAUCCUUUGUAUGCUACUAUUACCAUAGCCUAUCGUGCACGUCAAAUGGUAAAUUCUCCGGAAAAUGUACCAGCAGAUUGUUUUAAUUUAUGCAAUGACGCUGGGCAACUAAUACAAGAGAGUAUAACAUCAACUAGUCAUCAUUCGAACAAUAAGCUACUUAGAUACGCCCAACUUCUGUGUGUCGAAUGUUUGGCAACUACACGUGUUGCAUUGUGGGAAAGUGAUUGCAGUAAGCCGAAGCAGUCUUUAUCUUGUAGUGAACAUCUCAAAGGAUUUCGCCAAGAUAUUCACACGUUGCAAUCCUUUGCUCAGCAAUUUACACUUGCUCAACCUCGCUUAUUCUUGUAUAAGGCCGUCGUAAGAAUUAUGGCCCGCGCCAAUCCUGCUAUAACACAACAGUUGAUUGACCGUUGUAUGCAUUCAAACUUACGCUACCGUGGAUCUGGCUUAACUAGUGAACAAGUUGUAAGGGUAAAUGACAGAAAUUCUGCUGACGCGCUCAUUUUGGCACAUCGAUAUUUACCGAAAGCGAUGUUAUCGACACCUGCUAUGAACGCUGAUGCUAUCGGCAAUGUAGCUAGAGCAUUAGAAAGUAUUGGAGAUAUUAGCAAGUUAAAGGAAUGUCAACGUUUACUGAUGAGUCUAGGCCCUGGAAAGAUACAAACUACAUUGUAG
This is a messenger RNA of Trichoplax adhaerens, 2979 nucleotides long. RefSeq lists its product as uncharacterized. The transcript is spliced from 13 exons. The coding region runs from base 1 to 2979 and encodes 992 amino acids. The record is from RefSeq and is a predicted model, not a curated record. Gene Ontology annotation, biological process: regulation of transcription by RNA polymerase II. Gene Ontology annotation, cellular component: nucleus. Gene Ontology annotation, molecular function: DNA-binding transcription factor activity, RNA polymerase II-specific; RNA polymerase II cis-regulatory region sequence-specific DNA binding; protein dimerization activity. NCBI's taxonomy places the organism in Eukaryota, Metazoa, Placozoa, Uniplacotomia, Trichoplacea, Trichoplacidae.